This is a messenger RNA of Hipposideros armiger (great roundleaf bat), 846 nucleotides long. Its product is annotated as relaxin-3 receptor 2-like. Lineage: Eukaryota; Metazoa; Chordata; Mammalia; Chiroptera; Hipposideridae. The coding region runs from base 187 to 846 and encodes 219 amino acids. The record is from RefSeq and is a predicted model, not a curated record. Gene Ontology annotation, cellular component: external side of plasma membrane; membrane. The transcript has a single exon. Gene Ontology annotation, biological process: immune response; cell chemotaxis; positive regulation of cytosolic calcium ion concentration. Gene Ontology annotation, molecular function: C-C chemokine receptor activity; C-C chemokine binding.
UGUCCCAUCCACACCCCGCCAGUGCAGGUGUGGGUGUGGGCUGGGGCUCCCAGCAGCCAGAGGCCCCGAGAAGCCAGAAGCGAGAAGCGAGAAGCGAAGCAAGAGAAGCACUGGAGUCUGUAGCCUCCUGCUGAGAUCCCCAAGUGGCCCCUGCUGCACAGCACCGCGGACCUCUGAUGCCCUGAGAUGCCCACACCCAACACCUCCGCACCCCUGCCAGCGUUAUGGAGCAACGGCUCUGCGGGCAGCGUGCUGAGCGUGGAUGACGCCGCCAUGCCUGUGGAAUUCCUCGUCCUGAGGGUUGGGGUUGCCCUGACCUAUGGGCUCGUGGGGGCCGUGGGCUUGCUGGGGAAUUUGGCUGUGCUGUGGGUGCUGGGUAACUGCACUCGGCGAGCCCCCGGUCCACCGUCUGACACUUUUGUCUUCAACCUGGCUCUGGCAGACCUGGGGCUGGCACUCACGCUCCCGUUCUGGGCAGUCGAGUCAGCACUGGACUUCCGCUGGCCCUUUGGCAGUGCCCUCUGCAAGACGGUCCUGACGGCCACUGUCCUCAACAUCUAUGCCAGCAUCUUCCUCAUCACGGCGCUGAGUGUCGCCCGGUACUGGGUGGUGACCAUGGCCGCAGGGCCAGGCACCCACCUCUCGCUCUUCUGGGCCCGUGUGGCCACGCUGGUAGUGUGGGUGGCAGCCGCCCUGGUGACGGUGCCCACGGCCAUCUUUGGGGCCGAGGGGGAGCUGUGGGGUGCACGCCUGUGCCUGCUGCGCUUCCCCAGCAGGUACUGGCUGGGGGCCUACCAGCUGCAGAGGGUGGUCCUGGCCUUCGUGGUGCCCCUGGGCANGCAUUAG